CCGGGAUAACUGUCUACGAUGUUCAUCCUAUGAUAGAUGCUCGCUUUGUAAAACUGGGUUUUAUGGACCAAACUGUGAGAAAAAUUGUUCGGCUGGUUGUUUAUCAAACUCUUGCUAUAUGCAUACUGGAAACUGUACAUGUUUUCCAACUUUUGCUGGAGUAACAUGUGACAAAUGUAAAACCGGACAAUAUGGAAAUUUGUGUGAUCAACAAUGUUCAGUAGGGUGUAAAAGUAACGUGUGUGAAAGAAAAUCCGGAAAUUGCAAAGAUGGAUGUAUCGUAGAUACGAUCAUUGGUGAUAAAUGUGACGUUUGUUUAACAGGCUGGUAUGGACAGAACUGUAAUAUGUCUUGUUCUGCCGGCUGUAAAAAUCAGAAAUGUGAGAAAAGUAAUGGUGAAUGCUCCUAUGGAUGUCUUGAUAAUUUCUUUGGAGGACAGUUCAAUCAAUGCAUGCAUGAGGUUGAUGAACAAUGUAAAGUAGAUUGUGCAUGUUGUAUAGAAAGAAAAUGUGGAGGAGGCAAAUGGUUUCCCAACCAAUGUACUCUAGGCUGUAUUGAUGGUUAUAGAGGUGCUCGCUGCUACAUACGAUGUACACACAACUGUACAAAAUGCCCUGAUCGUGAAGAUACGUGUACUGCGUGCUAUGAUGGCUAUUACCCCGGUUCUGCUAGAGACUGCACAUCGAAGUGUUUACCCGGAUGUAAAACAUGCACAACAGGAACCACGUGUACAUCAUGUAAGGAGGGAUAUUAUAACGCCGAUGGUCAAUCUGAUUGUAACUGUCCUGUUUAUUGUAAUUGUAAUAAUGGUCAGUGUGUGUCAUGUAAGGACAGAUAUUACGAUACCAGUAAUUUAUGUUACAGUUUAUGUCCAGGUAACUGUGUCACUUGUUCGUCAAAUAAUGAUUGUGGAUCGUGUAAGGAUGGUUAUUAUAAAGGUUACCAGAACGACAACAUUAAUUUUCCUUUGUUGAACGACUGUACAUAUAAAUGCCGGGAUAACUGUCUACGAUGUUCAUCCUAUGAUAGAUGCUCGCUUUGUAAAACUGGGUUUUAUGGACCAAACUGUGAGAAAAAUUGUUCUACUGGUUGUUUAUCAAACUCUUGCGAUAUGCAAACUGGAAACUGUACAUGUUUUCCAACUUUUGCUGGAGUGAGAUGUGAUAAUUGUAAAACCGGAAAAUAUGGAAACAUGUGCAAUCAAGAGUGUUCUGCAGGGUGUAAAGGUGGCGUUUGUGAAAAAGAAUCAGGAGAUUGUACAUACGGAUGUACUGUAGUCACGAUCGUUGGGGUUAAAUGUGAAAAUUGUUCAACUGGCUGGUAUGGACAGUACUGUAACAUAUCUUGUUCUCUUGGCUGUAAAAUGGAGCAAUGCGAAAGAAGUAAUGGUGAAUGUUCAUAUGGAUGUCUUGAUAACUUUGAGGGACGGCAGUGCAAUCAAUACAUGCCUGACUCAAGUUCCACAGAGCAGUCAUUUAAUACAGCUGGUGUAAUACUUGGGACAGGAUUUGCUGUGUCGUUGGUACUUGUGGUUACGUUGAUUCUCUGGAAAUGUCGGAAAAGGGCCAAUGGUAAUAGCACUACAAGGGGACCUCGUAAUGAAAACUCUGGCAUCGAACUGGAAUGUGGAAGUUCAGCAAACGCUGGCAAUGUCAGAAAUCAUGGAUUUGUUCAAGAAUCAAACAGUGAUGUCGUGUUAGGAUCAGAUUACGAUAAUCAGAAUCUUGGGAGAGUUCAAGUAUCUGAGCAUGAAUGUCGACAGAAAAAUUUGGUUUCUUUGAUGUAAUUGUAGCAGUUAGCAUUAACAACAACAACAAUCAAAAGUGUCACGUCAAUGCACGUGAUAGAGUAACAAGUGUAUUCAGUUUCAUUUUUUGUAUAGUGCUGAAUAACUGUCUGAUGUUUUAAUGUGUUCAGCAGCCUUCGGUUUUUAUGUUUUCGAUAGGUUUCCUUCUUGUUUAUUUAUUUUAUCGACGACAAAUUUCGAUUUAUCUAACAAUAAGAUAUCUAACCUUAGAAAAGCUGAAGGCCGCUUUAACACUUUUGUACAUAUUUGUAUAAGACAAAAUUAAACAUUUAACUGUAUGUUGAUAUUUUGACAUCCACACUUUUGAAGUUAUAUCAGUUAAUAAAACGAAUGUGCGUCCUUAUAUCUAUAUAAUGAUAAUCAUAUCUCAUUCAUUUUGUUGAAGGUAUACUAUGCUCACUCUUGAGUAAAAUAUUUUAAACAAGUCAUUUAUUAAAUCUAUUAAGUUAUUACUGAAUAUGACCGUCUAAUUUGAAUCAAAAGUGAAAAAUGUAUUGUAUUGAAAGUCACGCAUCCAGAGUUAGUCUUUUCGUACAUUCAGAAAAGGGAAAACAC
Messenger RNA from Ruditapes philippinarum (Manila clam), 2362 nucleotides. Its product is annotated as multiple epidermal growth factor-like domains protein 10. The transcript has 7 exons. The record is from RefSeq and is a predicted model, not a curated record. Bases 119 to 1786 code for a protein of 555 amino acids. NCBI's taxonomy places the organism in Eukaryota, Metazoa, Mollusca, Bivalvia, Venerida, Veneridae. Gene Ontology annotation, molecular function: scavenger receptor activity.